AUGUCCACUGCCACAAGUGAAUUUUUCCAGCUUGGUAAGUUUGAUGUGGUCGGAUCACUUCAGCCUAUCCUGGCCGCUCCAGGUGAUGAUGUCAUCCUGCCAUGUCACGUGGAGCCAAAGUUUAAUGUGGCGAGAUUGACGGUGGAGUGGUCGAGGCCCGAUCGUCGUCCUGACCCCAACGACCGUCUGAGUCGAGUGGAAUAUGUUCAUCUUUACAGAGACGCCCGAGAGGUCCCCGACAUGAAGAUCCCAUCAUACUUCGGAAGGACGGCGUUGUUCACAGACGGCCUGAGAGAAGGAAACAUCUCACUAAGAAUCACUAAUGUGACACAAGAAGAUGAAGGAAGAUACAGAUGUUUCAUCCCAAAGUUAAAUAGUCAAACAACGUCUUCAAUUGUUCAUCUGAUUGUUGCUGAAACUAUGACAACCGAGACACCACUGCAUCCUGAAACUCUCCAAACUCCUGAGCCGAUGGACGAGUUUCACAGUAAAGGUGAGAACAUGAGGAACAAAUCAAGACAAUUAAAAAGUCUUGAAAUGGAUCUAAAUCACCUUUAUGAUGCAGUUUUCUCUCACUGA
This is a messenger RNA of Neolamprologus brichardi, 579 nucleotides long. NCBI's taxonomy places the organism in Eukaryota, Metazoa, Chordata, Actinopteri, Cichliformes, Cichlidae. The record is from RefSeq and is a predicted model, not a curated record.